AUGGCAGAAGAAAAGAGAAGCAGCCUAGAGCAUAGAGAGACUGCCGACAGGGGACCGAAAACUCUGACAGAUUUGCAACAUGCCAAGACCGUCGACACACUGCAUAAUGACGAGGCAUUAAAGGUUCUCGAAGCCUGGGUGGGCGAUGAAGACUGGGAACCAGAAGAAGAAAAGAAGCUUGUCCGCCGGAUCGACCGCACGCUCCUUGUUAUUCUUACCUUGACAUAUGGUUUACAAUAUUAUGACAAAGCAAUGCUGUCACAAGCAGCUCUCUUCGGCCUUCGUACGGAUUUGGGGCUUACGGUGGGCGAGCGUUAUUCUUUUUCUGCCUCCAUAUUUUACCUGGGAUUCAUCGUGGGUGCGACCCCUGCUAUUCUGCUUGCCCAACGGUUCCCUAUCGAACGAGUUUGCAGUGGAAUUGUGUUUAUUUGGGGAGCAUGCGUGAUGUGUACCGUGGCUUGCAAAAACUACCAGUCAUUCUACGCCCAGCGAUUCUUCCUUGGUUUCUUGGAGUCGGGCGUUUCUCCUAUGUUCAUGCUUGUUGUGGGUGGAUGGUACAAACGCGAUGAGCAAGCCUUGAGAAUGGGGAUCUGGUACUGUGCUACCGGGUAUGUUGCCCUGAUAGCCCCUUUGAUCAACUUUGGCCUCGGCCAUAUCAAAGGCGGGACCUUGAAUUCGUGGCAGUACAUGUACGUCAUAGCAGGUGCUAUCACCAUCUUGUGGGGAUUUGUCAUUUUGUUCUUCAUGCCUCCCGAUCCCAUCCGUGCUCGAGGGUUUACCGAGCGCGAGAGGUAUAUCGCGGUAGCACGGUUACGGGUUAAUAACGCUGGUGUCCGGAAUACACAUUUCAAAUGGCAGCAAGCGUUCGAAGUCCUCCUAGACAUUCGUUUCUGGCUGACUUUCUCCAUGGCAUUCCUCAUCAUGAUAGCCAAUGGGCCUGUGUCGACCUUUAUCCCGAUCUUCAUUUCCAACUUUGGAUAUUCUACGCUCAACUCAUUGCUUCUUAGCAUGCCUGCCGGAGUGGUGAUCGGAACGAUCGAGUGGGUUGCGCCACUCCUGGCAUAUAAAUAUCCGGGCAAUAGAACAUGGAUAAUCGCUACUUGCCAGAUUGGCACCAUUGCAGCUUCAUUUCUGCUUUGGCUACUCCCUCGUAGCGAGAAGGGCGGGCUACUGUUCGCUUGCUAUAUCCUAGCUACCUUUGGUGGCGGCUACGCCGUCCUAAUGGGCCUGCAGAUUGCGAACACUGCCGGCUAUACGAAGCGCUCAGUUACGUCCUCGGGGGUCUUUGUUGGCUAUUGUUUAGGGAACUUUGUUGGCCCCAUGGUUUUCAAGAACUCGGAUGCGCCUGGAUACGCCCCUGGUUUUAUUGUUACCGUUAUAACAUCAAUUGCGGCGAGUUUAUUGGCAAUUGUGUACCGCUACGUGUGUAUUUGGGAAAACGGUCGCCGUGAUAAGAGUGGUGUAGGCGAGGGAUUCGAUCAUGCGUAUGAAGAUGACUUGACGGAUAUGAAGGUGUGUGCUCCAAUCCAGACAUAA
This is a messenger RNA of Clonostachys rhizophaga, 1536 nucleotides long. The record is from the annotation of a GenBank genome assembly. NCBI's taxonomy places the organism in Eukaryota, Fungi, Ascomycota, Sordariomycetes, Hypocreales, Bionectriaceae.